This is a messenger RNA of Striga asiatica, 1653 nucleotides long. The record is from the annotation of a GenBank genome assembly. Lineage: Eukaryota; Viridiplantae; Streptophyta; Magnoliopsida; Lamiales; Orobanchaceae.
CUGAAGUCCAUUGCAAUGCAAAAAAAAGUCCAGCUCACGUAACGGAAAAGCCACGAGGUGUCCACAACGCGCCGUUGUUGCGCGUGAAGCAAUAAUUCCAAAGCCCCAGAGGAGCAGAUAAUGUUGGCUGUAGCAGAUUGUCAGUUGGUCACCACUCAUCAACUGUCUCACUGGGUCGUUGGAGGGAAUCGCUUCCCGCCCUCGCAUCGCCGUAAAGCAACGACCAAUGGAACUCACGGCGGCGGCGAUUUGUGCGACGGUGGCGCUUUCCUUUUUCUUUCUGCCUCCCACCGCCGUCGCUUCUGCUGAGAACUCACGGAGCCUCCGGCGAAAGUCGCCCACGUCAGGCCUUUGCGACGGCGUCAUCGGGGCUGCCGGGUUCCCUUGCACCGAACACCCUACUCGAACGGAAGAUGGGUUCGUCUUGGGGCUUCAACGUGUAUCAUCUCCUUCUCGUGUUGUGCUGAAGAGGGGCUCCCCUGUUCUGCUAAUUCAUGGGCUUUUUAUGGCUGGUGAUGCAUGGUUCAUGAAUUCACGAAAUCAGUCAUUGGGUUUUAUCCUUGCCGACCGGGGGUUUGAUGUUUGGGUUGGUAAUGUACGUGGGACUCGUUGGAGUCAUGGUCAUGUAUCCCUAUCAGAGAGAGAGAAGAAAUUCUGGGAUUGGAGCUGGCAAGAGCUCGCUCUUUAUGAUCUGGGAGAAAUGAUUGGUUACGUAUAUUCAGUGACAAGCUCCAAAGUUCUUGUUGUAGGACAUUCACAGGGAACUAUCAUGUCUCUGGCUGCAUUUACUCAAUCAGAUAUCGCUAAAAUGGUUAAAGCUGCUGCCCUUCUGUGUCCUAUAUCAUAUUUAGAACAUGUCACUGCUCCGUUCGUUCUUAGACUAGUCAAAAUGCAUCUUGAUGAGGUGAUUCUUGCUAUGGGCAUUCAUGAACUCAAUUUCAAAAGUGACUUGGGCACUCGCGUUAUGGAUAUGAUGUGUGAUGGACACUUGGAUUGUGAUGACAUGCUUUAUUCUAUCACAGGUAAAAAUUGCUGCUUCAAUAGCUCCCGAAUUGAAUUCUAUCUUGAAUUUGAGCCACAUCCAUCUUCCUCUAAGAACCUCCAUCAUCUGUUCCAAAUGAUACGCAAAGGUACUUUCGCUAUGUAUGACUAUGGAAUGUGGAAAAAUCUGUUUUAUUACAGCCAAACACAGCCUCCGACUUUUGAUCUCAGCUCGAUUCCAAGUUCAUUGCCUAUAUGGAUGGGUUAUGGGGGCAAUGAUGCAUUAGCAGAUGUUCAGGACGUGCAUCAUACGCUUAGGGAGUUGCCAUCGAAACCCAAUCUUCUUUAUCUCGAAAAUUAUGGUCAUAUUGAUUUCCUUUUGAGCGUGAGAUCGAAGGAAGAUGUUUAUGACAAUAUGCUUGCAUUUUUCAGCUCAUUGGAAAGUUCUAGCAGUUAUUAACUGCCUAUAUAUGCAUACACAGCCAAUCUGUGUAUGUUGUAAAAUGCAAAGAUAAAAUAAGAAUAACAGAUGAGAGGCAGAGAGCACUUCUAGGCUCUUAGUGAUGUGUAUAUGUGUGUAGAUGGAUUAGGAGUUGUACACAAUUAUUGCGUGGGCUUUUCUUUUUAUAGCCUUACAGAAACUCUUUAUGUGAUAUAAUUUUAAUUGAAAUA